Messenger RNA from [Candida] anglica, 6750 nucleotides. Lineage: Eukaryota; Fungi; Ascomycota; Pichiomycetes; Serinales; Debaryomycetaceae. The record is from the annotation of a GenBank genome assembly.
AUGCCUCCGUUUAAAGGUUCUACUUCGGCCAGGUUUGUAAAGAAUAAAGGUUCGAAUGGUACGACUCUCAAAUCCGAGUACCGUUCAGAUACCAAACGAGAGUAUGAAGUUGAGAAUAUAAGUCCAAUGCUGACUGAUUCAAGUCAACGAUUGGAAAUGGUAACAAAAAUUGAUAAAAUAGAUAGCAUUAUGGGAUUUGAUCGAAUUGAAUCAUCUGAAACCAGUUCCAAUAAGCCUAAAAAGGGAUGGUUGGUCAAUAUGCAUGCCACUACUGUACCAACUGAUGAUUAUCUUGCUGGAUAUUCAGGAGUUGAUUACUAUUUCCUUGAUGAAGAAGGUGGGUCUUUCAAGGCUACCAUUCAAUUCGAUCCAUAUUUCUACUUGGCUUCAGUACCUGGACAUGAGCUGGAAGUCGAAGAAACAAUCAGAAAGUUACUUGAACAAUGUCAUUUGAAAUCCGUUGCAAGACUUAAUAAAGAGGAUUUAUCUCUUCCUAAUCACUUGGUAGGACUUCAAAAAAGUCUUAUUAAACUUACAUUUCAUAAUGUUUCUGAUCUUUUAGCAGCAAGACGUCUUCUUUCCCCCAUUGUAAAAGAUAAUCAAUUAACAAGAGAUUCUAGAGAUAUCUACAUGAAUACAAACUUUAAUGUUGGUGGUAAUACAGUCCAUGAUAGUGAUUAUGGUCAACUUUCAGGAACAUAUAGCAAUAAUGAUCAUAAUUCUAGUAAUUUCCACAACAGCAACAAUAAUGGUAACAACGAGAAUGUUGAUCCACUUACAUUUAUAGACGAUAUUAGAGAAUAUGAUGUACCAUAUCAUGUACGAGUUUCCAUUGACAAGAACAUAAGAGUUGGUAAAUGGUAUAAUGUUUACGUGGCACAACAAGAAACUAGCUUGGAGGAAGAUAAGGAAAAGAUUGCAUUCGCUGACCCUGUUGUUCUUGCUUUCGAUAUCGAGACUACAAAAGCACCAUUGAAAUUUCCUGAUGCAGCCCAUGAUCAAAUUAUGAUGAUUUCGUAUAUGAUUGAUGGUGAAGGUUUUCUUAUCACAAAUAGAAGCAUUGUAUCUCAAGAUAUCGAAGAUUUUGAAUAUACUCCCAAACCAGAAUAUCCUGGUAAUUUCACCAUUUUUAAUGAAGAUGAUGAAAAGGCACUUUUGGAGCGCUUUUUUGAACAUAUAAGAGAUGCUAGACCAACUGUCAUAGCCACUUUUAACGGUGAUUUUUUCGAUUGGCCGUUUGUAGAUAAAAGAACAUCCGUUCAUAAUAUGGAUCUCUUUGAAGAAAUUGGAUUUGCCAAGGACAAUGAGGGUGAGUACAAGUCCAAAUACUGUGUUCAUAUGGAUUGUUAUAGAUGGGUAAAGAGAGAUUCGUAUUUGCCACAAGGUUCGCAAGGUUUGAAAGCCGUUACAACUGCUAAAUUGGGUUAUAAUCCAACUGAAUUGGACCCAGAACUUAUGACACCAUAUGCAUAUGAAAAACCUCAAUUACUUUCAGAAUAUUCGGUUUCUGAUGCUGUGGCGACGUAUUAUUUAUACUACAAGUAUGUUCAUCCAUUUAUCUUUUCCUUGUGUACCAUCAUUCCACUUAACCCAGACGAAGUGUUAAGAAAGGGUACAGGUACUUUGUGUGAAAUGUUACUUAUGGUUCAAGCUUAUGAAAAGGGUAUUUUGUUACCAAACAAACAUUCUGAGCCAAUUGAAAGAUUUUAUGAAGGUCAUCUUUUAGAAUCAGAAACUUACGUAGGGGGACAUGUGGAAUCACUUGAGGCUGGUGUAUUCAGAAGUGAUAUUCCAUGCGAUUUCAAAGUUGACCCAACAGCUAUAGACGAAUUGAUAAAUGAUUUACAUCUGUCAUUGAAAUUUUGUGUUGAAGUUGAAAAUAAUAAAAAAAUGGAAGAUGUUGAAAAUUUUGACGAAGUUUAUAACGAUAUUAAACAACAACUCCUUUUAUUGAGAGAUGCUCCAGUACGUACAGAAGUCCCACUAAUUUAUCACGUUGAUGUGGCAUCCAUGUAUCCAAAUAUCAUGACUUCAAACCGUUUACAACCUGAUUCAAUGAAGACAGAAGAAGAUUGUGCAGCAUGUGAUUUCAAUAGACCACAAAAGAAUUGUGAUCGUAAACUUCCCUGGGCAUGGAGAGGUGAAUUCUUCCCUGCAACUGCUAGUGAUUACAACACUGUGAAAAAUUCCGUUCAUGCAGAAACAUUUCCAUCAAAGAAAGAAGGAGGUCCAAGAAGAAUGUUUGAAGAAUUACCUUAUGCGGAGCAAGCCCAAAUUAUCAAAAAGAGAGUUAGCGAUUAUUCCAAAGCCAAUUACCAUAGAAUUAAGCAAACUAAAACUGUUGAAAGAACAUCUAUUGUUUGUCAAAGAGAAAAUCCUUUUUAUGUAGAUACAGUGAGAUCUUUCAGAGAUCGUCGUUAUGAAUUCAAAACUUUGGCAAAAGUUUGGAAAGGGAAAUCGUCAAAAAUUGCCAAGAGUGAUCCUAUUGGUAAAGAUGAAGCCAAUAAAAUGGUUGUUCUUUAUGAUUCAUUGCAAUUGGCCCAUAAAGUUAUUUUAAACUCGUUUUAUGGGUAUGUUAUGAGAAAAGGUUCUCGUUGGUACUCUAUGGAAAUGGCGGGUAUCACUUGUCUUACAGGGGCUCACAUCAUUCAAAUGGCUAGAAAAUUAGUCGAAAGAAUUGGGAGACCUUUGGAAUUAGAUACGGAUGGUAUUUGGUGUAUUCUUCCAAAAUCAUUCCCCGAAAACUUCCACCUUAAAUGCAAAGAUGGAAAGAAAUUGUUUGUGGAAUAUCCAUGUUCCAUGUUGAAUUAUUUGGUUCAUCAACAAUUUACAAACCAUCAAUAUCAAGAUUUAGUUGAUCCAGAGAACUUUAAGUAUAAAACUAGGUCUGAUAACUCUAUUUUCUUUGAAGUUGAUGGCCCUUAUAAGGCUAUGAUCUUGCCAACUUCCAAGGAAGAAGGUAAAGGUUUGAAAAAGAGAUAUGCUGUUUUCAAUGAUGACGGUACAUUGGCAGAACUUAAAGGUUUUGAAUUGAAAAGAAGAGGUGAAUUACAAUUGAUUAAAAAUUUUCAAUCUGAUAUCUUUAAACUUUUCUUGGAUGGGGACAGUCUAGAAAGUUGUUAUAAAGCAGUUGCCAAUGUUGCAAAUAAUUGGCUUGAUGUUUUGGAUACGAAGGGUGGGAUGCUUGAAGAUGAAGAUUUAAUUGAACUUAUUUGUGAGAAUAGAAGUAUGUCUAAAAGUUUGAAAGAAUAUGGAAAUCAAAAAUCUACUUCAAUUACCACAGCUAGAAGAUUGGGUGAAUUCUUAGGAGAGGAAAUGGUUAAAGAUGCUGGUUUGGCUUGUAAAUAUAUUAUCAGUUCGAGACCAAUUGGUAGUCCAGUUACUGAAAGAGCUAUUCCGGUAUCGAUUUUCUCGUCUGAGAAGAAAAAGCAUUUUUUAAGAAAAUGGCUUAAGGAUCCUAGACUUGAAGACUUUGAUCCUAGAAGUGUUCUUGAUUGGGAUUAUUAUAGACUCCGGUUGUCAUCUGUGGUUCAAAAGAUUAUUUCCAUUCCAGCUGCAUUGCAAGGUGUUAAAAACCCUGUUCCAAGGGUAGAACACCCUGAUUGGUUACGUAAUAGAAUUAAAGUUUUGGAAGACCCUAAGAAGCAGUCUAGCAUUGGGGCAUUCUUCAAGUCAACCACGAAGAAUGAGGCUUUAAAGCAAACUAAAGCCCACAUUAAAGAUAUUGAAGACUUUGGAGAUAUGGAUAUCAGUACUACUGGUCACGCUAAAAUUGCAAAAGUCACUUCAACCAAACGGAAAGGUAAGAGAACUAUUACUCUUACCAAAGCAGAGGCAUUAGAACAAGAAGAAGAAAAUGAAAGACAAAGAGCUAUACUCAAUGGUCCUUGCCCUUCUAUGGAUGAUUAUGUUGCUUUUUUGAAUUAUCAAAAAGCAAAAUGGAAGUUACAACAAGCUAACAAGGAAAGUAGAAGAAAGGUGUUCGGUACAGAUACCAAUUCUUCACAUAGAUCUGCACUUGGUGGUAUGAUCCAAAAGCAUGCAACUUCUCUUGCUGGUUCUAAUUGGGAAGUUUUGCAAUAUAAGCCUGAUCCAAUGAAGCCAGGUGAUAUCAAAGUUUAUGUUCUGGCAAGCGGGAAGGUUCAUACAUUCACAUUUCAAAUUCCAAAGAAGUUUUACGCAAGUUUCAAAACUGAACUAUCACGCGCUUCGAUGAAGAAAUUACCUACUACUUGCCAGAUGGAAACCUCAAAUGCCGUCUUACCAAAUGGACAUGAUGCGUCAAAUUUAUAUAAGUUCGUUAUGCCAGAGUUAACUUUUCAAGAAGAAGUUACUAAUGUCGAGAGCGUGUUACAAAGCUCCAACCUUCUAGGUCUUUAUGAGACUCAGAUUGGAUCCGUCGAGAGAGCAAUUGUCGAAUUGGGUAACUCUGUGAAAUUUGACGAUACAAAGGUUGGAGCUCUUGGUAAAGGUUUACAAAAUGGGUUCCAUUUACGUGAUAUGACCAAAGUGGAUAAUGAAAAUUACUUAAGACGGUUCAAUAUGGAUAUUGUCUACUUGUUACAUCUCGUAACUAACAGCUAUGAAUUUUUUGCAGUUUUCAAAUCGUGGGAAAGUUCGGCAUCUAUAUUCGUCUUGAAACCAUCCUCAAAUGCUCAAGAACUUCCAGGAAAUUUGAAUAAAAUUUACCAAGAAAUAUUCUCUGCAAAGCAAGAAAAGAUUGAAAAACAUUCUGCUAUUAUCAACUACCCUGAAUCUAUGGAAUUUGAAACAACAUACUUCCAAAAUGAUACUAAAUUGUUCAAGAAAUUAAAUAGUUAUAUUUCAAAGGUCCAUGAAGAAAGAAGUAACCAAGCCCUAUUUGCAAUUCAAUCACCUUACACGGAAAAGAUUAUGAACUUUAUCAAUGUUGACUUCCCCACAAUUAAGAUGAAUGUGAGUGAAUUAUCUCUUCCUGCUAUUUCUUGGCAGACAUUGAUCAGUAAAAGAAUAAUCAACCAUUAUUUUGUUUUGGCAUCAUGGGUGAAAAACUUAAUUGCCUUGUCGAAGUAUGGAAAUAUUCCAUUAUGUAACCUUCAAAUUGAGAAUAUGGGUUACUUGAUUGAUAUUGAAUACGCAAGAAGACUUUCUACGAAUAACAUUGUUCUCUGGUGGUCCCCGAAACCAUUACCUGAUCAUGGUGGUUUUGAAAUGGAUCGUGCCCAGGAUUUAGAAAGUUUGGAAUUUCCUACAAUUAACAAUCCAGAUGUGUAUGAAACUGCUUGUUUAGAGGUUGGUAUUGGUACUCUCACCAUCAACACUAUUUUGACAAGUGCUCUUAUAAAUGAAGCUGAGGGGUCUGACUUAGCAGAAGAAAAUGUCGAGUUUGACCAUAAUAAUGGAGCCUCAACAAUUGCCGAAGAUUCUUUUUCAGCUCCAGCCUUAUCUAUUCUUAGAGGAAUGGUAAAAAAUUGGUGGGAUGAUGCAUUGAAAAAUAACAUUAAUGCAGAUUCAAUGAUGAACAGUUUAGUUACCUGGGUGCAACGUAGGGACUCGCAUUUAUACGAUUUUGCAUUGCAUUAUCAUGUUCAUAAUCUUACUACAAAGGCUCUAUUACAGUUAAUUGGAGAGUUUAAACGUAUGAACGCGCUGGUGGUAUUUGCUAGUCGUAACAAGUUGAUUGUACAAACAAGUAAGGUUUCGGUGGAAAAUUCUUAUGCAUAUGGACAAUAUAUCAUCAAGACAGCAAGAAAGAAACCUCUAUUUAGUUUCUUAGAUAUGAGAAUUACUAAAUAUUGGGAUAUCCUUUUGUGGAUGGAUGAAUAUAACUAUGGAGGUAGAUGUUGUUAUGAAAUUACCAAUGAAGAUGUACAAGAUUUGGUACCAGAAAGUAAUUGGCAAAUUAAAAAUUAUCUUCCAGUUCUUUUCCAGGAUGAAUUUGAAGAUUGGUUGAUUAUCUUCUUAGAUGCUCUUACAAACAAUAAAUCUGUUACGAUGUUGGGUGGAAGUACUCAAACUCAAACUCAAAGAGUUACACAGAUCUCUCAUAUUAUUAAGGGCCAAAAAAAAUUGGUUGAACAAGAAGGAGAAAGUCAAGGUACUGAAAAUAUUGAUCAAGGUGUUUUAGAACAGUUUCGUAAGCCACUUAUUAGUCGUAUUGAGAAGCUUUUGCGUCGUCAAAAUGAAUCUAUUCUUAAUCCAGAACUUAGUGCUGAAUAUGAAUUUCCAAAGCUUCCCGGUAGUCACCUCUCGAUGGUUAAUCCUUCUUUGGAAUUAGUCAAAUUCUUAAUUGCAGUAUUUGGAUUAUCUAGAAAGCGAAACAUUGAAGUUCGUGUUUUGCGGAAGGAUUUACUUUCUCUCUUUGAUAUCAAAGAGUUUAGUUCAGAAGGUGUAUUCAGAAACCCUAGUACCUCAUUGAAGGUUCCGCAAGUUGUUUGCGAUUAUUGUAACUACAUUAAAGACAUUGACUUCUGCAGAGAUUCAGAUCAUGACAUUUGGAAUUGUGGAAGUUGUAACAAAAAGUAUAAUCCUGUUGCUAUUGAAGAACAAUUGAUAGCUGAAUAUUGUAAACUUCUUACACGGUUUUACGUCCAAGAUCUCAAAUGUUCCAAAUGUCAGCAAAUCAAGAGUGACAAUCUCAGUCCAUAUUGCCAAUGUUCUGGGAAAUGGAUAGAGACAAUUAGUCUGUCUGAAAUCGAAAAGAAGAAGUCUGUUUUCACAAAUGUUGCUACAGUUUAUAACCUCCUGUUGUUACGAGGCUUAUUGGAAUAG